AUGAUUCUAAUAGACGACAUAAAGUACUCGUGUAUGGAGUGCAUCCGAGGCCACAGGUCGUCGCUGUGUCGCCACCACACAAGGCCGCUAGUCCAAGUCAGAUCGAAAGGUCGACCGAACGUACACGCCAACGGCAACCCCAACCACAGAAUAGCCGUUUUUGCGGAGGAAAUCGCCGAGGAUCCUCCUAGCGGUGCUAGCGACGUCAGUGGAGACGAUUUUGCCAGCCCCUCAAAGACCAACUGCAAAAAGUGCCCUGUGAUCAUCCUCAAGGCCUCACCCAAGCAAGUGAUCGAUCUCGUGAGUGGCCAGAUAGUGGGACCCUACCACGACAAGGAGGCCUACCACAACUUCGAGUCGAGACCCCCACCUCCUGUGAUCCACAGCAACAGCUUCAUCAACACCUCGACCUGCUGUACGCCAGCAAGAGUCACCAAAAAGAACCACGCCAACAAGUCCUGCGGAUGCUGCGUCAACAAGACCAGCAAGAACGUCAGCUCGUCGUCGAUCUUGAAGAAGUACCUCUCCAACCAGGUCAACAAGGACAAGGCCAAGCUCGCGUUCCUGAACCUGGUCCAGGUCAAACACCCACCACCAGUGGUCAAGGUCAAGUCCGAGCCUGAACGCCAGAUGUACAACGUGGUGCCAGUGCCGUCGUGCUCGAUCCCUGGCUCGUGUGCGUGUGACGACAACUGCCAGUGCGAUGGGUGUGUGAUCCACGGCAACACCACCGUGCCAUUGCCAGAGGACGUGAACAAGUUGCUCUACCCCCUCGAGAACGAGAUCGCCAUGGAUUACAACACCUCCAACCUUGUUUUCAGCAGCGUGCCAUCGUACCCCAAGCAUCCAGCAGUGGCAAGUACUCAGUAUCCUGAUUUUUCAAAGCUAUUUCCGGGAGAAACAGCGCCGUUCCUUGCCGAUUUCUUGACAAAACAGUCGGUGGCUACCUCUGAGUCUGUCAGCUCAGAGGAGGACAGUUCUCCGAGCACCAACACCUGCUCUUGCCCCGCCGAGAGCUGUGAUUGUACUAAUUGCGAAACCCACGGGAUUAUCAACGGAUACAAGCUUGACGACAUAUUCAACUCCCAGAUGGAUAUUCGUAUGAUGUCGGCUUUCAUGAACGACAAUGGCAAGGUAGCAGGACUGCCAGCAUUGGAAGAUGUACUCAAUUCCUCGGGAGGAGCGGCUCCCCCCAGAAUACCCGGGGAAAUUCAGCCUCCAGGAGGAUGCUGCAACAAAUAG
This is a messenger RNA of Suhomyces tanzawaensis NRRL Y-17324, 1242 nucleotides long. RefSeq names its product Mac1p (gene MAC1). The record is from RefSeq and is a predicted model, not a curated record. The transcript has a single exon. Gene Ontology annotation, molecular function: DNA-binding transcription factor activity, RNA polymerase II-specific; RNA polymerase II cis-regulatory region sequence-specific DNA binding; copper ion binding. Gene Ontology annotation, cellular component: nucleus. Gene Ontology annotation, biological process: positive regulation of transcription by RNA polymerase II; intracellular copper ion homeostasis; intracellular iron ion homeostasis. NCBI's taxonomy places the organism in Eukaryota, Fungi, Ascomycota, Pichiomycetes, Serinales, Debaryomycetaceae. The coding region runs from base 1 to 1242 and encodes 413 amino acids.